This is a messenger RNA of Acanthopagrus latus (yellowfin seabream), 5231 nucleotides long. It is a transcript of the gene jph1a, whose product is annotated as junctophilin 1a. NCBI's taxonomy places the organism in Eukaryota, Metazoa, Chordata, Actinopteri, Spariformes, Sparidae. Gene Ontology annotation, cellular component: endoplasmic reticulum membrane; sarcoplasmic reticulum; junctional membrane complex. The record is from RefSeq and is a predicted model, not a curated record. The transcript is spliced from 8 exons. The coding region runs from base 1945 to 4029 and encodes 694 amino acids.
UCCGGUAGUAGUAGUGCUAACAUGUAGCAUGUGGUAACCCGUGUUUAAAUUAACUUUAUUAACUACGUAUUUUACUUUUCAAAUGUCUACAUACAUCAUAACCAAGCCCCACACGGCUGAUGUGUGUAAGUACACUUCAGUCAGUAGGCCUUUCAGGACUGACAUCAGGUCGCUGUUAUCCAUCUCUUCAAUGUGCGAGCUGCUGUUCGUCCAAACGAACUGGGCUCAGGUCAGCCCUGAUACAAAAGGUAGCAGGUCACUAAAGGCCACGAGUGUCACGUAAGGUGAUGCUUAUUCGUACGAAUUUAAUCAGUUGGAAUAAUUGAUUUUUUGUGAUUUUACUUUUAGAAAUGGAGUGGCCCAGUGUUUUUUAAUGUUUAGGAUUUUUCUUAUACCCUUAUUUUGAAGGCCUAAACCACUUUCCACUCCAACUCAGUGCAAACAGAAUGUUUCACUUCUCAUAUAUAGUGCUAAUAAUAAGAUAAUAUGUGGAAAAUGAGUCAUUAAGUAAUAUUAGAUGAUAAAACCCUUUGUCGAUCUCCCAUGCAGCAGUGAAUAGGGGUACCUAAUUAAAGUCUUAUAGCGAAAACUGGAAGAUAACAAAAAAGAAUUGAAUAAAAAUAGUAAAAGGCAAAAAUAGACACUUAACAUGUCAAAAUCCCAAAGUCACGUGAAAUGUAUGUAAAUAAUGUAUUUAAUAAGGUAAUUAUGAGAUAAAUGCACUAUAGACCUAGUGUGUAAUGUAUAAAACAGUAUAACACUUGAUAUUGUAUGAUGUAUAACAAUAUAUUAAAGGUGCACUGUGUAGUUUGAGAGAUGCAAUUUUAAUCAGAAGAUAAAGCUCCUCACUGAUUGUUUUAUGCAUAAACAAACCUAAAUGAACAAACUCCUCUUGGAUUUCAUGACAGAAUUAAACUACACAAAUUUCAUAUUGUGUCAUUUUGUUUAUAUGUGGCGGACCCUGCCAACUUUCUGGCUUCAAACCAUACAUUGAGGACCUUAACUUGUUUUACAGUUGGGGGGGGAGACAGAGAGGCAUUAUUACCUCAUUGAUAUCAUGAAUAUAAAAAUCCUGAGCUUGAAUUUCUUCUCCAACUGCAUAGCGCACCUUUAAUGAGAUAUAAGAUACAAGGAUAGGUGAUGUAGUGUAGUAUGACACAAUAUACAGUACAGUAGAGCAUUAAGAUAUAACAUAAAUAUGAUACAGUUUGGCAUAAUUUAAUACUGUCUAUAGUAUAAUGUCUAAUACAAUCAUAUAUACAUAGGACUGGAGCAAGCAUUCAAACAAUUAUGUAGCUACUGAAUACGACAUAAACAUAUGUUGCAUCCAUAUAUUCAUAUUAUAACAUGAUCUCUGAAACUUAAUGAAGCUGUAUGGUUUUCUUGCUAUAGAUUAACAGCUCACAGGAAUGGGCCACAUGAGUGUGAUUAUGUAACUAUGACUGAUAAGAUCAGACUAAAUAUAAUAAGUCGGCGUGGAUUCACAGAAGAAUCCCACACUUCUGACGUCGUUACGUAACGUUCACACCUGUAAAGUGAGAGCUACGGUUUCAGAUGUGUAGCAGAGAUGAGGAAGAGGAACCUUCUUUUUUUGGGUUGGGGGGGAGACACGCACCUCCUCACGCACGGGGGAGAGAGAGAGAGGAGAGAGGAGAGGAGAGUGGGAGGUCCCUGUGGCGUGACGUUGCGAUUGGCCCAGUGUCUUUUCCUUAGCAGGGACUCGACGCCUCUCUCUCUCUCCCUCUGUGAUCAGUGGGUGAGAGGGGGGAGACGAGCAGCAGCACACAGCGGAGAAAACCCGGCGUGCGCCUCCGUCAUCUUGUCGGCAUCAUACUGUCAUCUCUCCUCCACCACCACCGGUCCUGGAUCCCCUCAGCCUCGGUCCUGGAGACGCCUGAAGUCUGCAGCACGAUCUGCUUUUUUUAUUUUCCAGCCUUUAUCUGAAUGACGGGCGGAAGGUUCGACUUCGACGACGGUGGCACUUACUGCGGGGGGUGGGAGGAUGGCAAAGCCCACGGACACGGCAUCUGCACCGGACCCAAGGGCCAGGGCGAGUACGCCGGGUCCUGGUCGCACGGCUUCGAGAUAGUGGGGGUGUACACCUGGCCCAGCGGGAAUACCUACAGGGGCUACUGGUCCCAGGGGAAGAGGCAUGGGCUCGGCGUGGAGAAUAAAGGAAAGUGGAUGUACCGCGGGGAGUGGAGUCACGGUUUCAAGGGUCGCUACGGUGUCCGGCAGAGCCACAACACACCUGCGAGAUACGACGGCACCUGGAGCAACGGACUGCAGGAUGGAUACGGGAUCGAGACCUACGGAGACGGAGGUACCUAUCAAGGCCAGUGGAUGGGUGGAAUGCGUCAUGGCUACGGCGUGCGUCAGAGUGUUCCCUAUGGCAUGGCCACUGUUAUCCGCUCCCCUCUGCGCACGUCUCUGGCCUCCCUGCGCUCCGAGCAGAGCAACGGCACAGUGCUCCAGGACCUCUCCUCCCCCGCAGACACACCGACAGGCAGCCGUGGCGGCUUCGUCCUUAACUUCCACUCAGACAGCGAGGUCGUCACCGGCAAGAAGAAGGGCCUGUUCCGCCGGGGGUCGCUCUUCGGCAGCCUCCGGCAGUUGCGCAAGUCAGACUCUCGGACCUCAAUCUCCAGCAAGCGCAGCUCUGCACGCAGCGAUGCUGCAAUGAGCCGCAUCAGCUCCAGCGACGCCAACUCUACCAUAUCCAUCGGCGACGGCGAGCUGCAGGAUGAGGACCUUCCUCUAGAGGACCAUGUGGAUGCCACUACGACUGAGACCUACAUGGGCGAGUGGAAGAACGACAAACGCAAUGGAUUUGGUGUUUCGGAGAGAUCGAAUGGGAUGAAGUAUGAAGGAGAGUGGCUUAACAACAAGCGCCAUGGUUACGGGUGCACGGUUUUCCCAGACGCCACCAAAGAAGAAGGGAAGUACAAAAAUAACGUGCUGGUGCGUGGAAUAAGGAAGCAGUUGAUUCCUCUUAAGAACCCCAAAACCAAAGAGAAGGUGGACCGGGCUGUGGAGGGGGCACAGAGGGCUGCAGCCAUUGCCAGGAGUAAAGUGGAAAUAGCAGCUUCCAGAACGGCCCAUGCCAGGACAAAAAGCGAGGCCGCAGAGCAGGCCGCCAUCUCCGCUGUACACGACUCGGAAAUUGCCAGGGCUGUUGCUAGAGAGCUCUCCCCCAACUUCUACCAACCAGGACCUGACUACAUAAAACAACAGUCAAAGGAGCCCGUUGAGAUUAAAGAGGUUCCUGUAGAAAAGACGGAAAAGUCCCCAAAAGAUUCUCCACACUUUUACCGUAAAGGCACCACUCCUCCGCACUCCCCUGUGACCAGCCCUGUAGCCACGCCUCCCCCCUCGCCUCAGUCCAGCAAGAAGAAAGGUCAGCUCGCCAACAGCACCAGCCGCAAGACCAGCAAAGAGGAAAAACCUUCCCGUAAGAUAAGCAAAGAAGAGAGGUCAAGUCACAAGGCCAGCAAGGAAGAGCGGCCUAACAGAAAGUUGAGUAAAGAGGAGAGGCCGUCUGUACCUGACGGCCCGAAAAGUUCUCAUGUGCACAUCGAGGCUCCAGCUAAACCUGCGAAAGCUCAUCAGCCUACUGCAGCGUCAGCUCCUCCUCCUCCACAGCCUCCUGCGGUUCCAGUCAAUGGCGAGCUCCACACAGAGUACCACAGUUACUAUGUCAAGCCCCCUACAAAGGGCCCUCCACCACCCGACCCUGAGGAGGAUAUAGAGGAAGAGCCUAGUGCCCUGGCCCUGGCACGUAUGCCCCCACAACCCCCUAGGUCCUUAAGUACCCCCACUCCUAAGCCAGCCUCCAUACGGGAGAGCAAAAGCGACCACAAACUCAGGAAGCAGGAUUCCCUAAAGCCAAAGAGCCUCGCAGACACAAAGAAAGCCAGUAUGGAGAUUGCAGAAAACAUGGAAGAAACAGGUCCUAACUCCAUCCUUGUUGCUAUGGUAAUGCUGUUGAAUAUUGGCCUUGCAAUUAUAUUUGUCCAUUUUCUGACAUGAUGAUGCUGCUUCUCAGUGAAACCAUGGCAACCGGUACAGUUGCAUCGCCGGCCUUGAGAAAUGAAAAUGGCGCCAGUGAGACACGGGGGCGGCCGUAGGUGUUUAGGAAUCAACGUGACACCGAAGAGAAUCAGGAGGAAAGGCAUCGCUACCACCAACCUGUCAUGGGCCUUUUUUAGGGCCAGCCCUGUGAAUUAGCACUCCUUUGGCUUCUCUUAAAGCUGAGGUGAAAUGUCGUAUCUAGUAAGAUAUAUAUAUAUAUAUUUAAAAAAAAAGUUAAAAAAUGCAACCAAACAUACACAGUCUGAAAAAAGAAGUAAUUGAAACCCACACGUGUGCUGAUCCAAGCACUGGUCUGUAGCCCACUCCCACUGCCUUGGCAGAGAUAGCGGUGGGCUGACGGACUUUGCUGGAAGAGUGUGGAGAUGCACUUUUAGAUGAUGGGAGCAAACAGCUGCCUUUCUAUUUUGCCAUCUGACGUUUUGAUGGGGAGAUGUGAGCCCGGCGGCCGGGGUGGGAGGGGGUCACAGCCACAGCGGGAGCGUGCUCGGGUGCACGGAGAGUUUUCUGGGGGUUCACACCACUCUUGCAAGCAGGAAACUGGGCACGGCCGUUGCCAGCAGUCAGUGCUAGCACGGUCACUCGCCAGUCUUACUCUGUUUACCCAAUCAUCACAGCAGCGGCUCCCUCGAGCUCCGUCCAUUGUAACCCAGGAUACACUGCUUUGAAACACUCCCCGUGCAUGGUACAGUUUUUAACAUUUUUGUUUUUGUUUGUUUUCUGUUUUAACUGUAGCUUUUUCUUUUGUUCAUUGUUCUCUGAAUGUUGGUUACCUGAAGUCAUAUGCUUGUUGUUGACAAAAGAAAUCUCUUCUCAAAGGAGCAAAUCAAUUUGUUUUCCCUUUUAUUUAGAAAUUGUACUCAUUUCUAACAAAUUGAGUUUGUUAAUUUGACACAUUCAUGUCACUGAAAGUGCAAUAUGUUUUAUUUUUUCAAAGGAAAGCUUCUAGUAUAUUUUGCCAAACAAAAAGUUAUAGAAAAUCCUUUUGAUCCCGAUCCCGACGACUGGUUUUGAUCGAAGGUGUCGAUUCAUAUCCGGCACUGUGUUCAGGAUGGAGGUUCACGCGUUUAAAGCUACCUAUCUCUGUGAGAGUGAAGUAACAGAUGUCUUAUGUUAUUUAUUAAAUCCUGGGUAAAAUGAUA